UAUAAUAGCCUCAAAUCAAUACCAAAAGACAACACGUUUGUGUGUUCUUUGACGACCUGGAAUAAGAAACACAUUUAUUUUGACAAACCAGUGAGAUGUUUGAAAAGUUCAGAGGUCGUUUCCAUAGAAACACACGAGCGUCGUCCAGUCUGGGCUGAAGAAGUUGUCAUGCUAACGCUAAGUGAGUUUGUCAACUCAGUUUAUCUUUGUAGGUGUGGAAAGCUUGUCUGAAUAAUAGCGUGAAACAUGUCAGCUGCAGUAAAUCCACUGUCUAACCCGAAAGGAGGGAAGAAGUUAUGUGAAUUAUGUCACAAGCCCGCGUAUCUUCAAUGCACAAAGUGCCGUGUGACUUACUAUUGUGACACCGCCCAUCAAGAAGCUGAUUGGCUGAGCAUCCAUAAUAGGGUGUGUCAGAUGCUGAGGCCUGUCCGUACACCCGCCCCCUUUCACACACUCCAGGCCGACAGAGACCAUCACCGUGCAGAGAUACGCAAGGCUCAGGAAAAGCUGAUCUCCAUGUCUGAGGAGGAGGCACGCCGUUGGCUGUUUGAGGGGCGUUGUCAAGAGGCUCUUCCUGCUGCCCGCUUCUGCCUCCGUAUCGCCAUGGAAACACACGGACCCAACGCUGUGCAGCUGGUACCCGCCUACCUGCUGCUCGCUGAGGCCAAUGUGGGCCUGGGCAGUCUCUCGCUGGCUGAGGAGUAUCUGUCCCAAGCGGAGUGGACGGUGUUGAAGACCCCAGACUGCAGUGGAGCCCUGAGGCAGCAGCUCCACAGGAACAUGGGCAGCCUCCACAACACCACAGGCAACCUGGACGCAGCACUGCAGCACUACGCCAACCACGUGUAUUAUGCUAGUGAAGAGUAUGGUUUGGACAGCAUUAUCACCUGCGGAGGCUACUUCCUGAUGGCCAGUGUGUUCCAGAAGCAGAAUAAGAUAGACAUUGUCAAGUCUCUCCACAAGAAGGUGGCAGAUAGUUGGCAUGGUCAUCUGAGUAAGCUGAUGGAGAAGAGGAUGAAGUUCUCAGUGCACCAGACUCUUAGUGAGGUGCAGCGAUGUGAAGGGGAUCGGACUCUAACAGACUUGCUGGAGGAACAGGAGAAGAUGAACACUAGCUCCGCCCCUAACUCCACACACUGUGAUUUUAACUCCGCCCACUUGCUGCACUGCCUCGCCAUGCUCUGGAGCCUAGCUGGGUCCUGGACUAAGGCGCUGCAGUUUGGCCGUAGAGCUCUGGUGGAGGUCCAGCGUGUGAAAGAUCAUGAGCUCACUGCCCCCAUUCAACAGCUCCUUACCUGGAUAGAGACACUGCCCAACACUCUCACACACACACCUGCCAUUACACACUAAUCUCACACACACACCUGCCAUUACACACUAAUCUCACAC
Alosa alosa (allis shad) is the source of this 1389-nucleotide messenger RNA. It is a transcript of the gene zmynd12, whose product is annotated as zinc finger, MYND-type containing 12. Bases 247 to 1350 code for a protein of 367 amino acids. Gene Ontology annotation, molecular function: protein binding. The transcript is spliced from 8 exons. Lineage: Eukaryota; Metazoa; Chordata; Actinopteri; Clupeiformes; Clupeidae. The record is from RefSeq and is a predicted model, not a curated record.